Messenger RNA from Saprolegnia parasitica CBS 223.65, 366 nucleotides. RefSeq lists its product as hypothetical. The record is from RefSeq and is a predicted model, not a curated record. The coding region runs from base 1 to 366 and encodes 121 amino acids. NCBI's taxonomy places the organism in Eukaryota, Oomycota, Saprolegniomycetes, Saprolegniales, Saprolegniaceae. The transcript has a single exon.
AUGCGCUGUGUCUUUCGCGACUGCUCUGAGCCCGUGUUUCGCGACUCGUACAAAUGCGCCUUUCACAAGAACCGCCACGUGUGCUCGGUCAUGGAUUGCGACAACCAAGUCUACGCGCGCAAGCUCUGCGUCAAGCACGGUGCUCGCAAGCGCUGCUCGUUCCCCAAGUGCCACGCCUUCACGCAAGGCCACACUGUGUGCCCCAAACACCAAUUCUGGCUAACAUCAAGGUCAGACGCCCACAGUACUUGUGCAGGGACGUCGUACACACGCGAACUCGGUCUCGAGAACCUGGACGCGCUUGUCUUCGAGUGUACGCCGCAGUGGAUCGACGCGAUUGACCUCGCAUGGCUCGAGCCCAUUUAA